Messenger RNA from Nelumbo nucifera (sacred lotus), 669 nucleotides. RefSeq lists its product as uncharacterized. The record is from RefSeq and is a predicted model, not a curated record. NCBI's taxonomy places the organism in Eukaryota, Viridiplantae, Streptophyta, Magnoliopsida, Proteales, Nelumbonaceae.
GAGAGAGAGAGAGAGAGAGUGAGAGAAAGGAUGAAGAGCCGAUUGUAGGGAAAAGAAGUAAAACGAUCUGAGCUCAGAGAAGCAAGAUAGUCGGGAGGAAGGAGAUCAUCAAAAGAAAUAAGAUAUGGGUUUGUCCGAAGCUCAGGCACGGUGCAAGAAGCACCCCAAGCACAGGCAGUCACCUGGUGUAUGUUCGUCUUGUCUAAGAGAGAGACUCUCUCAGCUCUCCUCUGCUACUUCGCGCAGAACAACUGCAGCUUCGUCUUGCUCUUCUUCUUUAUCUUCUUCGCCUUACUCUUCUGAUUCUUCUUCCUGUUCUUCUCCACUUAGCCAACCAAAUGCUUCGCAAGUGAAAGGUCCGGUAUGUUUCCUGAAAAGUGGUAAUGAUGGGCUCAUGAGGAGCAGAUCGAUUGCGUUUGUUACUCGAAACCGAAUUGCAGCAGAGAUUACGGACGAGAAGAAGAAAGGUGGGUUCUGGUCCAAGCUGCUUCGUUCGACUUCGACCAGUAAGAGAACGAAGGGCGCGAUGAUGCACUCCAGGACGGUGAGGGAGAGAGCCAAUAACGUUGUUUAUUAAAACGAAGAUCGUGUUGUAUUAAUAUUUUGCUCUCUUUCUCUCUUUCUGUCUCUUCAUAAAAAUAAUAUCAUCUAAGUUCGUCUGGUUUUACA